Messenger RNA from Monomorium pharaonis (pharaoh ant), 11637 nucleotides. RefSeq lists its product as uncharacterized. Gene Ontology annotation, molecular function: lipid binding. Bases 7716 to 11339 code for a protein of 1207 amino acids. The transcript has 20 exons. The record is from RefSeq and is a predicted model, not a curated record. Lineage: Eukaryota; Metazoa; Arthropoda; Insecta; Hymenoptera; Formicidae.
AUACCCGGUAUACCUGGGAGAGGGCCCGAGGGCCGCUUCCGUUCCGUUCCGUUCCUUCGUCGAGCGCGGAGGGAUUAUCGCGCCGAGAAUCCGAGAACCCUUCCGCCGCUUCACUGAACCUUCGUUGAAAAAAAAAAAAAAUCUUUGCUGGAUUGAAACCAAAAAUUUGGUGCACUUGAUUAUAAAUUUGUUUGUUGAAAAACGACCGACUGAAGGUUUAAUAAUUGCAACCACGAACUUGUGUCGAUCUUGACGAAUUUGCAUAUGUUUUGCUUUUUCAAUAAUAUAUAUAUGUUUGCUUGGCACAAGUAGAAAUGUUGUAUUGUCAACCAAAUCUGUAGCAAAUAUUUUAUUUAGUUUCAAGUUAAAAAAAAUAAGUUUUCUUUUAGUUUUGCUUAUAGUUUUCGUCGUUUGAUUUGCCCCACGAAACGAAAGAUCUUCACGUAAUUCGAUAAUACGUAUGCGUUGAAUUUAUGUAUAACUAUGCAAAAUUGUUUAAAAAUACAAAAUCUUACUUUUAAUUGAUCGUAAGGAAAUCAAAAGGCGAGUCUGAUAAAGCUAGAAGAGAUUUGAUAAUUGUGAGAAUAAUUAAAGAGAACAAAUAAUAAUUAAAAUAAAUAACGAACAAGAUGAAAUAAUGAGGGAUAACAUGAGAUUCUACUUGACACAUUUUACAAAAUUUCACACUUACGUACUGUGAACAAUAAACACACCUACGAAUGAAGUGGAGCUAACGGUGGAGCAGUAUUUUCAGAGUUGUAAAGAGCUACACGCAUGCUCAUUGAAUAAGUUAAAGAGUGUUUCUCUUGAAUGUACGCCAGAGUGCUAUAGUUAGACACAAUUUAUCUGUAUAACUUUUCAAAGUUGGAAAGAAAGAUGCCAAAAAGCACUCCCCGACACCUCGUGAAACACGAGAUAGUUUAGUAAUUUAUUUAUUUUUCUGAUAUCACAAAUAUAUUGUGUUCUACAAGACAUCAGAAUUAUAGUCCGAGAUAUCCUCAUUAGCAUGAUGAACCACUCGAGUUUUCAUUAUCGUAGACCUUUAUCGUUAUUCGAGUAGCAGCGCUCCGAUACGCGGAAAAGAAAUGCAAAGUUUCCGUCGAUUGUUACGCGGCUUGAUUUUCGGAGCGUUACGACGCUCCGUGCCAAGUUCAGGUCGUAACAAGAUGGAAAGGAUUCAGGGGUCCCGUCCUUCCUCCUCGCGAUACCUUCUUCCUUUUUUUUUUUUCAACAGGUCGCGGUCACGGCGUCACGCCACGUGAACCGCGCUUCGCUUCUCGCUCUGAUACUUUCCCCCGUCUAUUUAGCAUUGAUCUUGAACUCCAUCGCGUAAUAGAGAUUUUUAAGAUUAGGAGCGAAUACGCGGAGUGCGUUGACCCUCCGGGGGCGAGAUGAUGAUCCCCAACCUACGUCUCCGACUGAGCCACGACGAGCCGAUAAUUGCCAAACGCACCGGAAAUCUCCGUUACGUGAUCACCGUGGGAUGCGAUCUCGUGACAUCUCCCGCUCUCGUUAGAUUUCGUGGAAAUAAUUUCACGUUUUACUCUCUCGCCGGACGCGUACACAACUUAACUGUAACGCGGGCUAUCUGUAUCCGCAAUCAAAUAGAAUUUAAUUUAUCGGGACUGUUCUCUUUCCGUUUCCUUCCGUAUAAAAAAAAAAAGAUACCCGUGCCCGAAAAGCAUUAAUAAUACAAAAAGCCAUGCGUACACGCCGUGCGGACGUAUUUUUGGUGUCCAGACGGGACUCCAUUUCGGGCCACGGUACGAGAAUACCGCGCACGGGGACCAAUGGCGUACGUCUAUGUAAAUAUGUAAAUACGUAAACCGUGGCGGGAAACACAGCCGGGACCCCUCUCCUCCUUUCUUUCGGCAAAACGAGAACAGGUUCCCGGCGGCUUUUCUAAACCUCCGGAAUGUACCGGCUUCGGACAGAUCUUAGCCGUCCGCAGGUAGUUGAUUUAGGAAUUGCCUAUGCGCGAUAAUUACAGGGGAGCCAAGAUCGAGGAUUAAUUGCGACGCCCUUUUUUUUUCUACGUGUCUCCUUCGUAUAUUAUCACACGCGCUUCUUGUCGCUGCGAAGAACGUUAGAAUACCGUGAAGGAAAUGUCGCUUCAAUUACCGGCACGUAUUAUUCAGUCUUGUGACUGUAGGUUUUUUAUACUGGCGAUCUCUUCUUUUUUUAUAUGCGAUUCUCAGGAUCUUAGAUUUUUGCGUUCUUAAGAUUUGAAAUUUUGCAAAUAUAAAAUCUCAAGCAUAAAUUAUUCUGUUAGUAUAUUCAUGUUUUCAAAAUCAACAACGUUAGUCUUAGAUCAAUGCAACGACUUAAAGUUUUUUUUUUUUUUUGGUUAAGAGAUUUAACAAAAUAGAAUUUGAAAACAUUAUCAUAAUACAAUAAUAGAGUGGCAUAUUUGUAAUCCUAGGAGAUUGAUAUGAUCACAUAAGAAUCUCGCAUGUUCUUAAAACUACGCGCAUAUCUAGGAUCGCUAGAUUCAUGUAUUAUCCGAUUUUCGAGCUGCGGAAUAAUCAGACCCAACCACGCUAUUCCAGAGUUUCUUAGUCGUGUAAAUUCUAGAAGCUGAAAACACGCUCUUGAAUAGAAUAAUUUAUUUAUUUUAGCUUGAAUACCGAGAAGGGGCUUGGUUUGCAAUUUUGCCCUAAUAUCCUUCCCUUAUAAUUAUUUAACUGGCUAAAAUCUAAGACACAUAUCGCCAUGCAAUUUUUCUAUCUUAUAUAACACAGUCCCUUUUAUAUCUAUUUGUUUAUUCACUCAUCGUUUUCACUUACUAUUCACUCACAGAAAAAUAUUUAUUUUACUGUCAAGAAAAGCGAUUAUACUCAAUUUACAUUUUUCCUUCUAAUAAGUAAGGGUUAUCUUCAAUAAAGAACAUUUUCUUGAUAGUAGUCUUAUAUAAAAUAUACUUACAAAUUUCAGAAAAAUUUAUCAUCAUAAACUUUAAAAAAAUUUAUACUUUUUCAAAGAAUAUUAUAAAAUUGAAUUAAAGAAAAGUCAAAGUAAUAAGUAAAUCAAACUUUUAUUUUAAUUUUAUAUUCUUAGUUGUAGUAUUCAAUUACUAGGAUUCAGAAUAUAUUUUGAUUAAAUUUGUUACUUAUGAUGAAUUUAUGAUAGAUUUCCGGAUAUAUGUAUAAACUUAUAAAUUAUUUAAAAUAAGUAAUACUUAUUUAAUUCAAAUACAUAUUUUUUGUGUGUGUUCACGAAAGUUUAUUUUGAGUCAAUCUUAUUUGUUUUAAAUAAACGAUGAGUGUAUUUUACGUCUAGUUAUCAGGGAGAUGUUCUUUACAAAAUUAACCAUUAUUUAAAAGAAGAGAAAUAAAAAAAAUAAAAAACUGCUUUCGUCAGUAUAAGAAUAUAUUUUUGUGAGUGCACUUGUAUCUUAUUAUCUGAUUCUUGCGUACAAAAAACCUCCGACAUUUUAUUCAUUCUUCUUAUAUCUUUUUACUUUAAUCUCAUCUUCUUUGCUUAUCUUACAUUCUUAGUUGUCUCUAGCCUUCUUCUCAACUUUUCUCGCUGAAAAAAUAACUUUACUAAAGUAUCUAAAAACUUAGUUCGAAAAUAAUUAUAUUUUAACUAGAUAUAGAAACUAAUUAAUUUGGACCACAUUAAGCUGGUGGAAGCUAGAAUGUCAAAACUUUUUGCAGCAUUAUCAUGCUUGACCGUCCUACGUAAUUAUGUUCAGACCUGUAUCUAGCUAGCUUUUUAGAUACUUGAGCAAGAUCAUUCUUUCCAUGUAAGCCUCUGGAUUGGUGGAUAGCGAGACGCGCAGGCUCCUCGGACACCCGGUAUUUUCCGGUCGCCUUCGUCUAAGUCCUUUUUCUCCGUGUGAUUCUCCGAAGCUCUUUCUCUUUCUCUUCCUCGCUCUCUUCCUCUCUCUUUAUUUCUCUGCGUUUCUCCCUUUCCCUCUCUCUCUCUCUCUCUUUCUCUGGUGUUGCACCAUAAAGUCCGACUCGUCGGCGUCGUCAUCUCGGGCGGCGUUAUGUACGGUCUGUAGCAGCGCAACGUGGCGGUGCACAAGACAGAUGUUGUCCCGAGGAGCAAAUAAAACCGGAGGGAAAAGGAAGCGGGAGACGAUGACGAUGACGGAAUGAGAUGACGCGGCGCGGCGCGGCGGCGGCGGCGGCGACAACGACGACGGAACGAGCGGAGAGGCUACCGCCUGCCGUUCCGUUCCACAUCCAUUACCUUUUGCAUCGCUCGGGUAAAAGCGAGAAACCCGGCCAAGGGAACACGCCGGACUUCGGACGGCGCGCACAAUUAAGAAAGCAAUUGAAAUAUGGAGAACGCAUACCUGCCCCGUCCCCCUCCCGCGUUCCUCCAUCCACUCUGCGAAAUUAAAAACAGAGCCGACGGAGACAGAGACUUCGAGUGUGUGAACUUUUCGUUUAUUCUCGUUGGUUUUCUCGGCAAGGAGAUUCAUUCUUUACGUUUCUCUCUCUCUCUUUCUCUCUGCGAUGUGCUUUGCAUCGCGCGGAAGGAGACACGAUCGAAGCCGCGAGGAUCGCGGCGGAUUGAAAAUUUCGUGCCGCGGCCGGCGGCACUCACGGUGCCGUUAGGCAACGGUGCAUCGCAUAGUCGGGGGAAUCGGAAUAUCGCCGCCGUGCGCCGACGAUCGGCAUAAAUAAUCGUCAUCCGAGCGCGAGAUAACAGCACGACAAUUCCUUCCGCGGAAGCGGAGGCGUAACGCGCGCCGUAUCGAAAACGCGCGCUCGCGUUUUCACGCACGUGACACUCCGGAUCCCCAUGCAGGUCGACUCGAAUCGACACGGGGCUGCAGCAGCGGCAGCAGCAUUCCCCGAUCGAGUCACUGGCACCUUUCCCGCACAGCUACGGGCGGCCGCGCGCUUUCGUUCUCCGAGAGAGAACCCGCGGGCGUAGUGAAUGCCGAUUACGAGUCGACUCACUUCCAGACGCGCCGCUCGUUCGAGAUAAUCCGGCGCGAUCUCGUGGAAAUAAUAUCAACGGGGGUUUCUUUUUUCCUCGUCUCGCGUCCACAGGGAAAAGGAUUCUACAAACGAUUUGUCAGAGAGACACCUGACAUCCGAGCGAUCCAUAUGGGCGAUCGGAUCUUCUCCUCCUCACUCCCCCUCCCUCUCCUGCGUCUCAUCGAGAGGAGGAAUUUAGCGACGGGAUUAAGACCGACGCGCGCAAUACGCGCUCGCUUACAGCUGCAAAACGGCUAUUUUGUAUGUUAAGUUAACGGUACGAUAACGGUCGUACACGGAUGUUAACUGCUGCGAUCUUUAAUGCCGCCGUGAUCGUUGGCCCAUUACUCAAAUUACUCGCCGUCGCUAUUACCGUAUGAGAGAGAAAGAGGUGCAUCGCGCCGCGGUGUCGAACGCGUGCGCGCGCGUUGCAUCGCUCCUCGCUUGAUUGAGUAGCGUAUUCGACCCGAUCAGUUUUUUAUUAUUGCGAAAAAGACGUUUUAACAAUAUUUAUUUAUUUUCUUUAUUGUUGUCACGAUCUCAUGACGACGGGAAAGAAUAUGACACAAAAUAUGACAUUGAAUUAGAAGUCUUUGUUAUCGAAAUAUUCUUAUAUUACGUAAAGUAAUGAUAUUAAUAAUAUAUUUAUUACUAGUAAUUUGUUAUGGGAGUGUCAGUAAGCGUCAAGAGAUAAUAUAAUAUGCCAUAUCAAUUCUGAAGUAUGCUAAUACAUCAUUACGAUCUCAAUGAAAUGAUAAGACAUGCUUCAAAUUUGAAUCCAAUCGAAAAAUUCUCAAAUCACGUAGAAUUUAACAAAUUUAUUAUUUAUUAUCAAUGUUAAAGGCAAGUUAAAACUGACAGAGUAAACACGCAAACAUCAUUUUAAUUAUUUUACAAAAAGCUACACAAACUAAAAUAAAAAAAAAAAAAAAAUUGUUAGUUGACACAUCGAAAAUGAUCCAAACCUAAGCCUAAGAUUGAAACGUUUGUAGCUUUUGUAAAAUAAGUAAAGAUUUUUACAUGAUUAACUAGUACGACAUACACUGAGAAAAAAAUAUGUAAUAUUUGUAAAAAAAUAUGAUCAAGAAUAUCAUUCUUAUGGUAAUUAUUACUUUAAUAUUGGUAAUAAUAUACUUAUAAUAAAUGCUUGUUUUAUGGUAAAUCAAUUAUAUUACAAUUUCUAUUUUGGCAAUCAUGCCAUAAGUUGCAUAGAUUAAUAUUAUGAUUAUGAAAACCUUAAUUAAUUAAACAAACUAUAAUUUAUAUUGUUGAACAACUUUGAAAUUAGGUUCAAAACUGGCCAUAAAUUAUAGAAAUAUGACUAUAAAAUAUUGUUCUUAUCUGUCAUUAUUAUUUAUUUAUUAAUUUAUCACGCGAGUGUUCGGUGAUACAAUCUCAGGCGUAACAUAACAUCACUUUAUUUUAAAAGCACGUUAAUCGAUACGAGAAAGGCGCGCGUGCAAUCGCAACGAAAUUCUUACUCUAUCGCGCGGCGUUUGCCACGCAGGUAAAUUGCACGUGAACGAGAUUUCAGGUAGGGUGUCCUCUGUCGCGACGGUGGCGGUCGGGAAAGGGUGGCGCAGGCGCGAGAGGACUUUCGCAGUCCCUUCGAGAGGGAAACCAACCCCCCUCUCGGCGGUUAUCCUCCACCGGGAGGAAGGACCGAAGUUUCCCUCAGUGCUUCCGCGCGCGCCGAGUACUCGCGAUCGUCGCGGCGCGUGCUUCCGCAUCCGAGGAUGCGCGUUCACGAAACCUUGGCGAACGAUCCUCCCCCGCCGACGAGUUAAUUGUCACCCAACAACGACAAGCGUGUUAGCCGCGUGAUUAACGAAAUUUUCACGAGGCGCGAGCGUCGGGUUCGUUUAAUCCGCUCGUCACUUCCGCGCGUACGCGCGAUCGAAAGUAAUUUAUUCGCGAUUACCGACGAACAUCGUCCUGAACCGCUUUGCCGCGAUGUUGUUGGAAAUCAGAUGGAAUAUUAAUUCACGGACGAAUCGACAAUGAAUUAUGAAACCAGCCUCGAGCGUGUCCGACAUUUCCGUUCGUUUCGAGCACAAACAAAAGCUUCCCAUUUCAUUCAAUUAAAAUAACAAAUGAAUUUUUUUUUACUACCGGCGUAUUUUGACAGUCGAAUAUAUUUCCAGAUUGCGACACGAAAAACGAAAAGACUUUCGUUGCGCGCAACGUAAAGGUAAAUUUACGUCUCGAAACUUCAGAGAUAACAAGAACCACCGUUCAAAGGAGGGAAUUUAAUUGACAGAAGGCUUUUGCAUUUAUUUGAUCGACUUGAAAGAGAAAAAAGGAGGUCCGCUCGCGUGGAAAAUAAAUAUUUCAAUUUACUCUUCGAGAGAGAGAGAGAGAGACGCGUUCUCUCCCGAGUGCAAAACAUUGCGCGCGGAUCUUCAAAGAGUUUCUCGAGAAUACCUUAUAUUCAUUAGUCGCGGAGAGUUCUCCCCGCCUGACUUUUUUCGCGUAUGCAAACCGGAGUGGAACGAGAGAGAGAUGCUCGCCGGCGUGCAACGCCGGGAAAGCCGUUGAACGCGGGGGUUACACGUUCGUACUCGUAACGUAAUCGUUAAAAACGGCAAUGUUUCGGGGAAAACGGUGAUACGGAACAAAAAAAAAAAAAAAAAAAAAAAAAAAAGAGGGUGAGAAUUCCGAGCAGCGAUCAUCGUUUCCGGGAUCCGCGAUCGAUAGCCGCUUUAUCGCCGCGAGGCCACCACCGCCACACCGGUGGUGGGGCGUUGAAAGUGCUCGGGGAAGGAAAAAAAAAGCAUGCAGCUACUUUCCAGCUUCAUGGGUCGGCACACGAAGCGAGGAGCCUCCUUGAAAAAAGGAAAGCGCGAGUUCAUCGAAGGCGGGUAUCCCAUUGGUAAUUGGCCGUAUUCAACGGGGGGUCCGAUCAGACCCCUUGGCAGUACCGUCGGCGGUGGUGGCGGCGGCGGCAGCGGCGGUGCGGCGGGGGGCACCAACAUGACACCCGACGAUCCCGCACCCGACGAAGAAUUCGCCCAUGCCGUCGCGCAAAAAACACAGAGAGAUGCAGAGGCAAUUCGCAGCGCACUGUAUCUCGGAGUGGCACUCGCGAUCACCUGGAUAAUAGGGGCGGCUGGUCUCUCGCUGGCGUGGCUGGUUCUGGUCCUGGCACUGGCGACGACUGUCGUUAAGGCGAGAGUCUCUCGGCUCCUUCAGACGGAACUGCAACAUGAACUGGCCAGGUUACGUAGGAGACGAGCCUUGUACAAAGACGAAACCGCCGAGUGGCUCACUUUGCUCAUCAACAAGUGGUGGAGAUUCAGCGCUGCCAGUAUAUUCUCUUUGGCGAAGGAACGACUGGAACCCCUCCUUAAUGAAGCCAAACCCGGUAUAUUAGGUCCAUUAGAAUUACGCGAACUCACUCUCGGCGAACAGACGCCGUGCAUCACGCGCAUCAGAACCCUCGAUUGCUGCAGCGACGACGAUCUUCCCAAUGGCCAACACUUCGGUCAGACUAAAUUGUCCAUCGAAGCGGACCUGCGGCUGGACUGCGAGCAAUUCCGCAUGCUCAUCACCACGCGGUUGUUUGGUAAAGGUGUGGGAAUGGACAUCGACCUGGCGGUGGAGAAGCUAUCGCUAUCCGGCACGAUUAUCGUCAACCUGACGCUGAACACCUCGGCGCCGUUUCCGCACGCGACCGGGCUCAGUGUAAGUUUCCUGGAGAAACCGGACGUCUGGUUCAGCGUAAGAAUCUUAAGAGCGGUGCAGAUGAUGGAGAUGCCGCUGAUCAAGACCUGGAUUCAUGCGGUGGUAACGGACGCUCUGGCUAGCUGGCUGGUCGAUCCGGGCCACUUGGAGCUGAACCUAAGAGCGCGAGAGCGACCAGGUCCUGUACUGGACAUCGUGACCAAUUCGUUGCCGCAAGGAGUACUGACCGUUGUUCUGUGCCAGAAUGGUUGUUCUGCGAGUGUCGCUGAUGAAGUGAGGUGGCUCGUAGUAACGGUGGGCGAUCAGAGGCGAAUUACCUCGAAUUUGAACUCCACAUGGACCGAGGACGUGUCUUUCUUGGUCGGGCCAUUAGACAACGAGAGGAUCACCAUCAAGCUGAAAGCGAAACGUCUCGUUAGUACGAUCACUCUGGCGCAGUUCGAAUUAGCGUUAGGAGUCUACGACUGGGAGAAUUCGCAGAUCGUCGAAACCGUGUUACAACAGAAGAAACCGUCUCGCAAUAGCGCUAACAUUCCGAACAUCAAUGCGCGAUUAGAAUAUACCACUCUGCCGCUCUUGGACCCCGAUUUACCGCAGCCAGAACUAAUGGCCGAUAAUAUGCAUCUUGCAGUGUCGCGAGACUCUUGCAACAAAGCGCACAAAGCAGGGGUAUUGGUGGUUUACAUUCACUCCGCUGAUAAUCUCCACGGCGAUACUGCUCAAUGCAAUCCUUAUUGCAUGCUCUUCAAUAAUCGGAAGAAGGUGAAAACGACACAUUACGUUCGGUCGACUACGUCCCCGGUUUGGGACUGUAGAGCACAAUUUUUGGUGCAGGAUUACACGCAAGUGUCACUGAGCUUCGUCAUUUAUUCAUGGAACAUAGUAAAAUCAAUGGACACGGACAUGCUUGGACUGGCCAUGUUAUCUCUGUCUCAGGACACGACAUGGAUCGUCAGAAAAGAUCUCACGCUCAGCGGUUCCAACAUCGCCUCCUCCAUGACGGUCUCCGUGCUAUUUUAUCCGGUCAAGAGCGUACAACAAGUAGUUAACAGUCGUAGAAGCAGCUUGGUCCCAAUCACGGUGGACGAAGAGCCAAAAAUCAAACGGAACAGUUUACCGUGGAUGCAACAGGCGAAGCUGUUAUUAACGCACAAGGAUACCGAUCCCGCCUCCUCCGAUAUAUCCAGCCUCCUAUCUACUGGAAGCGGUUUAAUGGAGGUGACGUUGUUACGCGCUAAGGAUCUCGUUGCGAAAGAUCUGAACGGCUUCAGCGAUCCUUUCUGCGAACUAAAGUUAAACAACGAAACGAAAUACAAGAGCAGCAUAAAGAAGAAGACACUGAAUCCUUGCUGGGACGAAAGUUCCAUCAUGGGCUUGCCGAAGGCCGGGGAAGCUUUAGAUAUCUUAUUAUGGGAUCAUGAUACUUUCGGCAUGAAGGAUUACCUUGGGAAAGUAUCACUGACUCUCGACGAUAUCAGAAAGCUAUCGAACAGCGAUCAGUCCCAUUGGUUUCCGCUCAGGGAAACCAAAACGGGAUCUAUAGAGCUGAAAAUCAAGGUCUUGUCGGAAGAAUGCGAGACGCAAAGCACGUACGCGACCAGCAAUAUCAGCGACAAUUCUUCUCGUUUAAACGCCGAGCCUGAUUCCUUGUCGAGCAUCGUGCGAAGGCCUUCCAUGGAAAAAUCUAAAAUACGUUUGCACUUGGAUCCAGUUGUACCGCCACCACCUCCGCCGCGCACCGUCACCCUCCUGAAGCCGACUACGUCCAAUCAGUCCGAUAAAAUUAGCAUCACCAGUAAAGAGUCCAACGAAAUAAACGGAACAUCGAGCUUCUGGAUUCCGAAAGUUAUCACGGAAUCGGUCGCGGAUAAUUCUGUCGACGAGUCCGACACCGCCAAAGUGAUCGCGGAGAGGCGGUCCUCCCAUCACAGUUUGACCCCCAGCCCCGAGCAGAGCUUCAGCAAGAAGAUACCGCAAUACAACAGCUUUCGCAUGAUGAAGCAGAAGGUGAAGAGGGGUUUAAAACUUCGUAGAUUCCGUUCAGAAGUGACUAUAGAGGAUAAGAAUGAUAACAAGGGUAUCACGCUGAGCCUGGAACCCAGAGGCGGCGGGGAGGCCGACGCCACGGAGCUCUUGUCGGAAUCCGGUCUGGCUCACGCGGUGUCGCAACCAGACAUGCUGGGCAGGAUAAGGCAGCCCAGUCCGCGGUUAAGAUUGAGGCCGAAUGAUUUAAAAAUUGUUAACGGCACUAGAGAGAAGUAUUCCGGAGUGGAGGGAAAAGUUCUUCAGGCACAGGGUCUCCACGUAGCGCACAUCGCCCAACUGUACUGCCGAGUAAAGCUUCAAACGUGUGUCAGUCCGGAUAAAAUUGCCUCGCCUAGCGGCGGUAAGACCAUCGCGAAAUCGCGGCUUCUGCCAGCUAUGCCUAAUCCUCAGUUCAGCAUAGAUUUCCAUAUAGACGGCGACGGUGUGCCGAGGCAGGCGUUGCUCAUAUUCGAGAUCAGGAGUGCCAGCAAGGAGUUGUUGGCCAGUCGACGUAUAACUCUACACGAAUUGCUAGGUGUGUCCGCAGCUACCGACGAGAUUCACACGUGGUUGGCGUUGAAUAACGGCGCCUCGUUAGAAGUACAAAUCGCUCACGGAAGGGAGUUUAAGAGUAAAUCGGCGAAAAAGUUAUUUCGCUCUUGGUCUGUUCAUCGGAUAGGGAAAAUAUGAAAUCUAAAGAAAACCAGACACUAAGGAGUUCAAGUUCGAGAAGGCGAAUCUCGUCAGCAUUUGCCGUUAUGUUGAUAGGGAAUGGAUAAAGAGAAUUUUUAUACCUCGUUAAUGCGGUUUAAUGAGGAAUAUUUUUUUGCAAACCGAUUAUCUUUUAUAAGCUGUAUAGAAAAAUUCUUAAUAUCAUGUCCAGCCACUCAAUGUAUUAAGACUUCAAUAGCAUUCCAUAUAACAUUCAACUUGUUUUGUAUGAAUAUAUUAAUUUAUGAGAAUUUAUUAUCUAAAAUAUAACUUUUGA